Stegostoma tigrinum is the source of this 3126-nucleotide messenger RNA. Its product is annotated as alpha-1,3-mannosyl-glycoprotein 4-beta-N-acetylglucosaminyltransferase C-like. The record is from RefSeq and is a predicted model, not a curated record. Gene Ontology annotation, biological process: protein N-linked glycosylation. Gene Ontology annotation, molecular function: acetylglucosaminyltransferase activity. The transcript is spliced from 3 exons. NCBI's taxonomy places the organism in Eukaryota, Metazoa, Chordata, Chondrichthyes, Orectolobiformes, Stegostomatidae. Bases 438 to 1847 code for a protein of 469 amino acids.
CGUCAGCUUUUGCGCUCCUGAGAUGCUGCUUGGCCUGAUGUGUUCAUGCAGCUUCACACUUUGUUAUCUUGGAUUCUCCAGCAUCUGCAGUUCCCAUUAUCUCGGAAACCAAGAAGGAAACGAGUUCACAAAACCAGAAAGCUCAGUACAGCUGUGUACCCUCUGGAAAUCCAAAGGUUCACAGUCUCUGUUUAAGGACUCAAGCCCAUACUUUUCGCGAGUGAAGGUGCGAGUUUCAGUUCAGCGUAUCCUUAUCAUUGUUACUUGGGGUGGGAGUGGGGAGAGGGGAGCAGUGAAACUCACUGUAUGAUCCCUCACCGCCCAAUGAGAGAGAAACCAGGCUGACAGUGUGUACCGACCGGCAGCGUUUGCUGUGGUUCAGCUCAUAAGGCGCCUCUAACGACAAGGUUCACGUUCUGGCUGAGGGUGGGGACAGCAUGAGGAGGAGCCGAGCCCCGACGCGAAGCUGCCGAGCAGUUUGCCACAUUCCCAGCCCCACACUGCGCUGUUUGCAAUCUCACAACCCGGCGACCCUGCAUCAGUUGAAGAACAUUGCUUGGAAUGAAAAAAAUAACAGUGGAGAACUGGGGAAAAUCUGCAAACAACAAUGGCAGAAUUCACCAGCGGAGAUCACGUUUUCCCACCCAUUGAAUAUUUCUUACUUUUAUUUAGCAGGGACUGCUCCUAAGAGUAGAAAAUUCUUGUCAAUAGGGAUCUCAACGGUCAAACGAGUGAGAGAAAACUACUUGAUGGGCACACUUCAGUCCAUUUUUGAGAGGUCUAGCUAUGAAGAGCUGGAACAGAUGGUGGUGGUGAUUUAUCUUGCUGAUUUUGACGUGUCCUGGAAUUUAAAGACUGCUGAAGAGAUCAAAGCCAAGUUUACAUCACAUAUCAGUGCAGGACAUCUACUUGUCAUUCAGUGUUCAAAGCACAUUUAUCCAAGACUAGUGGGUCUCAAGAGAAAUUACAAUGACCCUCAAGAGAGAGUUCAAUUCAGGUCAAAGCAGAAUGUGGAUUAUGCUUUCCUGGUCAAUUUUUGUUCUGAACUGUCUGACUACUACUUAAUGUUAGAGGAUGAUGUUUUUUGUGCUAAAAACUUCCUUUCCUCCAUGAAGAAGUUUAUCAACGUGAGUAAGGGCUCAUCAUGGACAACUCUAACCUUCUCAAAGUUGGGUUACAUUGGGAAACUCUACCACAGUGUUGACCUUCCCAAACUGGCCAGGUUCCUGCUGAUGUUCUACGAUGAGAUGCCUUGUGACUGGCUAUUAGAACUCUUCCACAGGUCCAAGGCCCAACCCAAUGAGAUGAGAUUCAAGCCAUCCCUCUUCCAACACAUGGGCACAUACUCAUCAUUUCAAGGUAAGCACAACAAGCUGAAAGAUGAUGAGUUCCAGGAGCAUAUGGGUAGUUUGCCUGAUAAUCCCCCUGCAUUGGUUUUCACUAAUAUCCCAGUUUAUGAGCAGUAUUUGCCUGCCAAAGCUUAUGAAUUAGGAGUUGGUCAAUUCUGGGGUAAGUCCCUAAAGGAGGGAAACUACUUCCUGAUUGUCUUUGAGCACCCAGUUAAGGUCAGUAAAAUCUGUGUUUUGACUGGAUCUCCUGAACACAAGGGGGAUAUUCUCCGCUCUGGGAUCCUGCAGGUGGGAAGAGAUAAGGCAACAGUAAAUGAUCAUCAGGGCUGCAAAACAUAUAGUCAGCUUGGCACAUUUGACGCAGGCAAGUUUGAAAUGGAAAAUGUUACAAACCAUUUCUCUGAGGCAAUGGAAUGUGUACGUGUGCUGGUGACAGAGGAUCAGACAGACUGGCUUAUCAUUUCUGAGGUGAAAAUUUGGAUUGAAAAGGAGAAAUAAUGUUCUUCCCCUCUCUUUGAGAUAUUUCUGCCUUAUCAUGCAUUGCCCAAGAGUUUGUAAUGUAGCAUCUUCAAUGACAGGCAAGCUUUUGCCAUAAUGCUGUAUCUCACUGGAUAACACUGUAACCUGAGAAUCCAAAGGUUGUGGGUUCAAGUCUAGUUCUGGAGGUGUGAUUGCAUAACCCAGGUGGACACUCCUUUGCAGGACUGAGGGAGCGCUGCACUAUUGAAGGUGCUGUCUUUUGAAAGAGGUACGAAAGUCCCCGACUUUCUUCUCUUCCCAGGGCCACUAGGGGAAUGCAGAGCAAGUGGAUUAGUUUGAACUGUUUUAUCCAGCAGUCAGCACUGGUAUGCUGGGUUGAACAGCAAGUGUGUUAGAAACGUGUUUAGUUCUAAUGACACUUUUACACCCAUUCAUCUAGACUAUAGAUGCACCUAUCUAACUAAAUCAUACGAAACUCCUACAUCGUGGGCUGAACCCUGUGCUGUACUGUUCUAUGUUCUAUCUCUUUUGGUAAUUGUAAAUAUUCAGUGAAAACUGAAAAGUUUUGCAAUUCUUCUAAUAUUCCACCAGAGGACAGCAUAAGCCAGCAAAUAAAACAGCAGCAGGUGCAUCUUCUCAUGCAGAAGGAUCAUUCUUGCCUUUCAUUUUUUAAAAAAAAUGUACAGAACCCUUUAUACAGUUCUUGAAGCUUCUAAGAAUCAUGACCAGAGCCAGAUUGUUGACUUAUGGCAGUGUCAACAAUUAGUCAUAUCCAUUGACUGUCUACACCAGCUGACUUCGUAGUGCACUUUGGUCUAGGCAUCAAAACGUUGUGGGUUCAAUUCUCACUUGAGUCUUGACCACAAAAUAAUAGCUAAUACAGUGGUGUAGUACAGAAAGAGAAAAUCCUCUCAGGUAAAUGUCCAAGAUUCCAUGACUACUAUUUCAAAGAAGAACAAGGCAGUUAUCCCCAGUGUCCUGGCUAAUACCAAUCUUUUAAUCAUCGUUGAUUAUUAUUGAUUAUCAAUAUUAAUCAAUAAAGAUUAACUGGUAGUUUCCACUUUGCUGUUUUGAGGAAGUAAUUGUGCACAAAUUUCCUACAUUUUAUACUAAUCACACUUCAAAAAAAGUUAAUUAUUUGUAAAAUACUUUACAUGUUAGCAGAAAAUAUAUUCUUCAAGACUCUCUCACUGAGACUUCAAAAUGGCUAUGGUAAAUCAUUGCCCUUGAACAUUACUUUCUUUUGAUUCUAAUUUCUGGAUUUUGUUGUCAUAUUUUUCAGUGAUUUGCAUUUUAA